Molecule: messenger RNA, 938 nt
Organism: Symphalangus syndactylus (siamang)
Lineage: Eukaryota; Metazoa; Chordata; Mammalia; Primates; Hylobatidae
Gene: ROPN1L
Product: rhophilin associated tail protein 1 like
Source: RefSeq, a predicted model, not a curated record
GCGUCCCGGUUGCCUGGAUACCGAGCGCGUCCGUAGUGCCGGCUGGUGCUCGGGAACUGCAGGGUCUGGGGUGUUGUUGGAGGGGUAGUUGGUCCUCAUUUCCCCCGAAACCCGCGGAGGAGCGGCGCGCCGCGAUUCACCAGCCUGGUCACUUCUGCGGAGAGCGAUGCCGCUUCCCGACACCAUGUUCUGCGCUCAGCAGAUCCACAUUCCCCCGGAGCUGCCGGACAUCCUGAAGCAAUUCACCAAGGCUGCCAUCCGCACCCAGCCGGCCGACGUGCUGCAGUGGUCCGCGGGCUAUUUUUCAGCCUUGUCGAGAGGAGAUCCACUUCCUGUAAAGGACAGAAUGGAAAUGCCCAUGGCAACCCAGAAAACAGACACGGGCCUGACUCAAGGACUCCUGAAAGUUUUGCACAAGCAGUGUCACCACAAGCGGUAUGUGGAAUUAGCAGAUCUUGAGCAGAAGUGGAAGAACUUGUGCCUGCCGAAGGAAAAAUUCAAAGCGCUCUUGCAACUGGAUCCUUGUGAAAACAAAAUCAAGUGGAUAAACUUUUUAGCACUUGGAUGCAGCAUGCUUGGUGGGUCCUUGAACACUGCGCUGAAGCACCUGUGCGAGAUCCUCACGGACGAUCCGGAGGGCGGGCCCGCUCGCAUCCCCUUCAAGACGUUUUCCUACGUCUACCGCUACUUGGCCAGAUUAGACUCAGACGUGUCUCCCUUGGAGACGGAAUCCUACCUUGCCUCUCUAAAGGAAAAUGCAGACGCCAGGAAGAACGGCAUGAUAGGACUUUCAGAUUUCUUCUUUCCAAAGAGGAAACUUUUAGAAAACCUUGAAAACUCUGAAGAUGUAGGCCAUUAAUACAGAGAAGAAUACAUUUUCAUGUCAAAAUAGUGCUCUUUAAAAUCCUGGUACCAAAUACAACUUAUCCUGAAUCACA